AUGAGUAAUGAACCAACGAGGAAUGUGGACGAUGAUAUUAGAAGAAUAUCUGAAGCAAUGGAUGUACUAGCAAAAUUAAUCAUUCAGAAGCAAAAGGAUGGAACACAAUUGAAAGUAGAAUACGAACAUAAGCUUAAAGAACUAAACAGUUUAAUUAAUUUAAUACUGAGCAUAUCAAAUAAUAGGAAGCCUGGUUCCGAUGGAGUCAGGGUUGACGAGGAAGCUUUAGACAGAAUUCUGCGAACAGGUGUAGAGAUCAUUGAAGGGAAGGGUAAACAAAGAUACGCAUUGAUUCCCGUGAUGAAUGACUGUACAAAAGAUAAAAUAACUGAUAAGGACCCAGAUAUUCCAGUCACUAGUAAGAAUACUAAGAAAAAGAAAAAAAAUAAGAUUGCUUGUUCUUAUUGUCAUGAAAUUGGACAUACAAGAGCAAAAUGUGAGAAAAGAUUACUAAAUCCUAUGAACUAA
Molecule: messenger RNA, 468 nt
Organism: Naumovozyma castellii
Lineage: Eukaryota; Fungi; Ascomycota; Saccharomycetes; Saccharomycetales; Saccharomycetaceae
Exons: 1
Coding region: 1-468 (155 amino acids)
Source: RefSeq, a predicted model, not a curated record